AAACCUCAUCGAAACCACAAGAUCAAAAAAUUGAACAUGGCUUCUUGCAUGUGGCUGAAGAGUGCCAGUGGUGGUGGCAGUGGGAAGAAGCCGCCGCCGAGGGACGUGCCGCCGGGGCACUUGGCGGUGAUGGUGGGAGAAGAAGCAAAGAGAAGGUUUGUGAUAAGGGCUGAUUACCUUAACCAUCCCUUGCUUCAAAAACUUUUAGACCAAUAUGAAGGUUAUGGCUUCAACAAGAGUGGUCCUCUUGCUAUACCUUGUGAUGAGUACCUUUUCCAAGAUAUUAUUCAGGCCCUUCGAGAGGGAUCAUCCUCUCCCCAUGUGCCCCUCAAGAAGCUCCAUUUCAAGGACUUUGUGCCCUUACUUCAGGACAAUCAUCAUGGCAGAGGGAGCAGCAGCAGCAGCAACUAAAUGCAUUUUCAUUAAGUAUAGUAUUUAUAUAUUGAUGUGCUUGUAGCAGUUUACGGGGAACAAGUGUUAACUCUUUCAUUUCCUGCAUUUGCUCACCUUCACUAUUAGUUCUCAAUAACCACAACCAUGUUAUUUAUCUUCACAGAUGAUUUCACAAGUUAUUCUCCAAUGAUUUCCGUAUAUGCUAUGUGAGUUAUUUGUAUUUAUCCAA
Molecule: messenger RNA, 622 nt
Organism: Vigna unguiculata (cowpea)
Lineage: Eukaryota; Viridiplantae; Streptophyta; Magnoliopsida; Fabales; Fabaceae
Product: auxin-induced protein 15A-like
Biological process (GO): response to auxin
Source: RefSeq, a predicted model, not a curated record